AUGUCCGCUGUGGAGGCCGAGGUGUUAAGGAAAGUGACUGAGAAAAUCGAUCUGAUUGAGCCCACCACCGGAAAAUUGUUUUUCGAGCACAAAGCAGAGCUGGUCUUCUGCCGGCCGCACCUGAUGCCGCUGAAGACGCAGGCGCUGGAACGUCUCGAGGAAAUGCAUCGCGAAACUGCGCGCCAACUGCAAAAAAAACGCAGCACCAUCAGCAGCCAAAAAAAAGUCAGCGAGCCCGCAGGCUCGCAAUGAAUUAGUCACAGGAGGAGAGGACUUCAGUCAUAAAGCACAUACACUUCAAGCACAACAGCACUCGCACCCACUCGAAACUUUGAUUCAGUUUGUGAUCAAAUAAUGGCAAACUUGCUGACCUUUGGCAUUGUCGCCGCCCUCUUCCUGGCCAGCAUCUCGUUGUACCGGUAUG
Messenger RNA from Drosophila ananassae, 424 nucleotides. It is a transcript of the gene BBIP1, whose product is annotated as BBSome-interacting protein 1. Gene Ontology annotation, cellular component: BBSome. The record is from RefSeq and is a predicted model, not a curated record. NCBI's taxonomy places the organism in Eukaryota, Metazoa, Arthropoda, Insecta, Diptera, Drosophilidae. The transcript has a single exon. The coding region runs from base 1 to 252 and encodes 83 amino acids. Gene Ontology annotation, biological process: cilium assembly; receptor localization to non-motile cilium.